Molecule: messenger RNA, 2073 nt
Organism: Naegleria fowleri
Lineage: Eukaryota; Heterolobosea; Eutetramitea; Acrasida; Naegleriidae
Exons: 2
Coding region: 1-2073 (690 amino acids)
Molecular function (GO): protein binding
Source: RefSeq, a predicted model, not a curated record
AUGAAACAUCACCAACGUCCAAUACCAUCCUUCCAGAGGUCGAGUUCAUCAUCAUCAUCACGUAGUGUGUUUCCUUCUCCAUCCGAACAGAACACCAAACAUUGUAAAUACGGGAUCUAUGGAACAACCACAGAGAAUUUUGGUUUCCAUUUGCUUCAAGAAUUGCCACACGAAAUGAUGUAUUUGAUUUUCAAUUUUUUGAGCGUACGAGAAUGCUGUAAAAAUGUUUCAGCAGUGAAUCGAUGGUUUAAAUCAAUGAUUGACAAAUAUUUGAGCUCUGGCCAAGUGAGAGAAUUGAAUAUUUGUAGAGAGGUAUACCACCAUUCAUACAUGAGAGAAAAGGAAGGACUAAUCACGUCGGAAGAGUUAUUCAAUUUUUAUUUUAGGACCAAAGAAGAGAUGGAUCGAAUGAAACAUUUGCGAACAUGUUUUAUGAAAUUACUUUUUAAUGGAGUACACAGAUUGAUAUUUGAAAAGUUGAAAGACUUUCCCUUAGGAUUGCUGUACUGUGACAAGAUCGCUUUGAAGAACAAUCAAUGCAAAGGACGUAAGAAGAGCGCAAAGGGUCAUAAUUUAUCAAAGCAACAAUGUAUCUUCGAUGAGUGCAACUUGUUUUGGAACACUGUUAAAUUUCUCAACAUUGAUUCAUCUACAUUCUGUAAUUUUCCAAGGAUGGGUUCUAAUUUUGACGAUGACGAGAUGGAGCAAGUGACAGGGUUGCAGCUUCUUUGUAAAAUCGCUCCACUAUUGAAAAAUUUAGAGUCACUCUCUCUCAAGAAUUUACGCUUAAUUAAUGAUGAAGACUUUGUAUCCAUGCGACUCUUUCUUCUAACAGUUUUAAAAAACGGAGGCAAUUUGAAAACAUUAAUUUUAGAAAAUACUGGGCUCUUUGAUGGUUGGAACGGCAUGGAUGAAAUUUUUCAUCAUUUAGAACACUUGACGAUUCAUGAAAGAUGCCCUCCUCAGACUUCAUUUAUAUUGAAAUUAACUCAUUUAAAAUUUCUAGAAUUGUCCCAUGUGAAGGAUGUGAAUGUUGCAUCACUUUUUAAGAAUUUAACCAUGAUGGAACAUGUUUCCAUUCGUCAAUCUAUAUUGUGUGGAUUGGAUUGUGACAUUGAUAACUCUAAAACAAUUUGUGCUAAAUUGAAAACCUUGAACCUUCAACGAUGCAAUGUCUAUUCUGAACGUGACACGUUGGCGACAACAUCGCUGAGCUGCACAUUAUUUGAUCUCAUUAAUUUUCAACAUUUGGAAAAAUUUGUAUUCCUUCAAAUUUCUUACAUUGAUGAAAUGAAUGAUUUUAGAGAUUCACAAUCUCUAUUUGAUGGAAUGAUUGAAAAAUUGAAUCAUUUUCAUAUGCGUGUGUUGUGUUUGGAUGGAUUGAUGAAUAUCACAUGCUUGGAGAGGUUAAUUCCUUUCACCAAUCUGGAAACUUUACAUUUACAUGGAAUUCCACAGCAUAAUUCGUCACUAUUGAGAAUAUUGAGUCAUUUCCCAAAAUUACAGGACUUUUCUCUUGAUUGUCUCGACAUCUCGGGAAUGGAAUUGGAUCAAUUUUUAUUGCAUGAACUUUCGUCCUAUGAUUGCACACGAACAUUGCGAUCUUUGAAUAUUGAACGAUGGUCUAUCUACGAUCCUAUUCCACAGACAUGUCAAACACAUUAUUCAUUUCAGUUUGACUCCAUUCCAACUUUACCGAAACUUGAAUAUUUAAAACUUGUGGGAUUUUGUGUGGAAAACGAGAAUAUUCAUUUGAAGAGUAAUCAUGAACAGGGAGACUUGAAACAGAGAAUGCAUGUGAAGUGCCCAUUGUUGUCGACCUUCAUAGUUUCCUCCAUCCUCUCCAACGAUAGAUCUAAUUUCAAGUAUUUAAAACAACCUGUCUCUCCUCUAUUGGAGACUGAAAGUCUUCAGAACGUACGAAUAGCUUAUCCCCUUUUGCAUUUUGAUUUUUGGAACUCGCAACAAAUCAAAAAGGCACAUGUUCCACACAAGGAUGGUACAAAGGUUGACAAAAGUAAGAAGCAUCACCACCAUCCAACCUUUAGUAAGGGAGGAAAAAAGAAGUAUUGA